UUGCGCAUGCGCGCACUUCAGUCAGUAAGCUAAGGGAAGUGACAUCUCAUUGCAUUACUUUAUUUGUCCAAGUUUAUGGUCAUUCGCCCUUACAAGUGUGCAUUACAUUUUUUUUCACGGUUUAUUUCUGGUGGUUUAAUCACUUACUGUCUAAACAGGUUUACAAUGGCCAACUCUGAGCCCUCAGGUGCAAUGGAUGUAGGACUGUCAGAAGAGUUUGCAGUCCCCUCUCAUGUAGAGGAGGUCAAGAAGCUCAUGGCUGAGUUUGCUGAACGUCAUGGAUCAGCCGGUCGCAAAGUAGUUCUGAUAACAUCAGGAGGCACUAAAGUUCCUCUGGAGUCCAGAACUGUACGUUUUUUGGACAACUUCAGCAGCGGCCGAAGAGGGGCAUCUUCUGCUGAGUAUUUCCUCGGUUCUGGUUAUGCAGUGAUCUUUCUGCAUAGGCAUCGUUCUCUCUAUCCAUACUCUCGAUUGUACACUGGGGUUAAUUUACUGGACGGUUUAAAAUUACAGAUUGAUAAGAAGGACACUGGUGAGGUUGUGGUGGAUCAGAAGGUACUUCCAAACAUUGGACAGGUUCUCAAACGGUAUCAGGAAGUGAAAGCGAAUGAAUUACUGCUGCCAGUGGAAUUCAACACUUUAUCGGAGUAUCUUCAUCUUCUCAAGGCUUCAGCACAGGCUUUAAACUCCAUAGGAUCCAAAGCUAUGUUUUAUCUGGCUGCGGCUGUCUCUGACUUUUACAUACCGGCUUCUGAAAUGCCAGAACACAAAAUUCAAUCCUCCAAUGGUCCACUUCAGAUAAGUAUGAAGAUGGUGCCCAAGAUGCUCUCCCCGUUGGUGAAAGACUGGGCACCUCAGGCUUUUGUCAUCUCUUUCAAGCUGGAAACCGAUCCCUCCAUCCUUUUGGAGCGAGCACGUCGUGCCUUAGACACUUAUAACCACCAGGCAGUGGUCGCGAAUGUUCUUGACACCCGCCGUGGAUACGUGGUAGUUGUCACCAAGGACACACAACAAGAGUUAAUCCUCACAGACGAGGAAGUGCAGAGAGAUGUAGAAAUUGAAGAAAGGAUUGUCAGCAAUCUGACCUCAGCGCACAGUCAAUUUAUGUCUCAAAUAUGAAAAGCUUUUGAUUCUUUGCAUUUUAACUAAAGUUGCUCUUGAAGGCAGAUCUGGGAUCAUGUAACAAACAAUCAAGGUUAAAAAUUUGAGUGGACAGACAUCUAAUUGUGGUUAUGUGAUAUUUCAGUGUUUAAGUAUAGAAGCUUUAUGAAAAAGCAAAAAACAAAUCAUUUUCUUUUGUCUACAAAUGGAGAGCUAUAUAAAUCCUGUUUUAUCCAUAGGUUAGGCACAAAUGAGAACGGAUGAUUAUAUGAUUGCAUGUACAUUUGGUGUACAGUCAUUGUUAAAUAUUAAAUAAUUAUAAUAAUUUGACACUCCUUUUCAUGGAUCAGCGUUGACAGUAUGUAAUAGAACUAGCAUUCAUACACAGAGAAACACACACACCUUUACCUUAGUUGUUUGACAGUAACAGAAUUGACACUUAAGUUAGACAACAGACAAUCAUGGUUUUUAGCUAUAUAAGACACUUUUUAUAGAAAAAAAUUAUAUUGUUGUGGCCUGUAACAUAUUGUGAUCCAUGACGAUGAGUACUAUAUCAUUGAAAGAAUUAAAAAUAUAACUAUUUGGAAAAAAGUAGAACAUACUGAAUAUAACAUUGCAUUUUUUUCAUGUUAAUCAGAUUUUAAGUCUGUCUGCACUAAAUCACAAUGCAUUACCAGUUGCUUUUAACAAUGUAGUAUGUAUGAAAAGAACAAUAAACUCUCUCAAAUAUUUA
Molecule: messenger RNA, 1834 nt
Organism: Paramisgurnus dabryanus
Lineage: Eukaryota; Metazoa; Chordata; Actinopteri; Cypriniformes; Cobitidae
Gene: ppcs
Product: phosphopantothenoylcysteine synthetase
Source: RefSeq, a predicted model, not a curated record